AUCCAACGUCAAACAAAGGCCUGGUCUUUCCAAGCCCACUUUCCCUUUCCCUUCCAGUCCCACUUCGUCCUCUCUCUCUCUCUCUCUCUCUCUCUCUCUCCUGGGGGGCGCUUGGAGUGAGGGAGAAGGAGAAAGAAGGACAGAAGGAGAAGGAGAAGGAGAAGGAGAAGGAGAGAAGGGAAAGGAGAAUGGACGAUCUGUCUUCGUUGUUGAUGCUUUCCAACCUCCUCCACCUCCAAACCUACCUCGAUCCCACCACCUCCUCCCCCCCUUCGCCCUCUUCCUUCCCCUCCACCUCCUCUGCCGCUGCUCCUCUCCUCUUCUUCGCCAUCGCCUCCGUCCUCUCCUACGCCUCCUCCUCCCUCCGUGAUCGCCGCCCUCGCCGUCGCCGCCGCUGCCACAGCUCCUCCUCCCUUUCACCGCCGCCCCGCCCUUCCCGUUCUCUCGCCUCCGCCUCCUCAGCCUUCUUCCUUUCCCCCGAUCGCGCUCUCUCCAUGGAUCCGUCUUCCCGUGACACCCGCUUCCGAUCCUUGUACGGGAUCUCCUACCCCAUCUUCGAAACCCUCCUCAAGAGCCUCCGCCACCUUGACGCCGCUUCGCUCCCCUCUUCUCUCCCACUCGACCGCGCUCUCUCCAUCUCCCUCUCCCGCCUCUCCCGAGGCCUCUCCUCACGCUCCCUAGCCAGAUCCCUCGGCGUUUCCCCCAGCAUCGUCUCCCGCUGCACUCACGCCCUCACCCGCCUUCUCUCCACACGUCUAUACCCCCACUACGUCACCCUUCCGACCACCCCCGACCACCUCCUCUCCACCAUUCAGUUCUUCAAGGAUCUCACUGGCCUGCCUAACCUUGCUGCCGCCAUCGCAUCCUCCCCCGUCCGCCUCCGCCCCUCGUCACCUUCCGAUUCGGCUGCCGAGUAUGGUGCCGAUCUCCUCCGAUCGACGAGUCGUUCCUUCCCCUCCAUCCUCCUCCAGGCCGUUUCCGACCACCGCAAGAUCUUCUUGGACGCCUGUGUUCGGGCACCCGGUUCCUCGGAUCCCGCCUCCCACUUCCGCGAGAGCAGCUUGUACCACCGCCUCCUCGACGAGGACAACCCCCUCCCCUUUCGGGACAAUAUCAUCACCGUCCGUGGUCAACGUGCCCGCUCUUACCUCAUUGGUGACUCGUCCUACCCGCUCCUACCCUUCCUACUCACCCCCUUUUCUACGCCGGCGUCUUCAGUGUCAUCGGCCAGUAGUUCAGGUGCAUACGCACGAGAGAUGUUUGAUUCUGCUGUUGCUAAAGGUAGGGCGGCGUCAGUGGAGGCAGCGAUUGCAUUGCUGAAGGGAAGAUGGAAGAUUCUCCGGAAUCUCAAUGUGGGGCUUGAUCAUGCUGCUCAAACGGUUGUUGCGUGUGUGGUUCUCCACAACAUGUGUCAGUUCGCAAAGGAGCCAGAGGAUGAGGGGAGGUACAUGUGGCGGGAUCCGCCAGAGAGUUCACAAUCGGCUAGCCUGGUGGAUAGCGAGAGAUCUCUAUCCUACUUGGGUAAGACCCUACGGCAGGCGUUGGCGGAUGAUCUCUAUGAGCGACAGCAUAAGCAUAGCUCAGGGGCAAGAUGAGCGAUUUUCAGGAAACUCAUGGGUGAUCUGAUAAUUAAGUUGACGCCUUUGGUCAGGGAUUCAUCAAAGCCCAAUUGUAUGGAUGCCCUAAUCUUUAGCAUCAAAAGCCCAAUAUGCCUGAAACACCAGCUUAGCCACUUGAAUUUGUGAAGGCUACUUUUCCUGCAACUGAAGAAUGAAUGAUCUGACUUAAGAAUCCGUUGCUGCAGUCUGUGCCAGUGUGGGUUUCCCAGUGCCAAAUAUUAGUGAUAGGGCAAUUUUAUUGGAUUUAUAUAACUAACAAUUUCCCAUGGGAAUAUCUUAUCUGGCUUUGCUAGCUACCGUCUGACAGCCGUAAGACAUAAAAGCCAUGCAGUCUUAGCAUUGAAGAAAUCAGAAAGAAGUUGGCAGAACUCAACUAGUAGCAAGACAAGGGGAUCAAUUUGUUUUUUUGUUUUCAAUAGUGAUUAUUGGGAAACAAAUUGUUGUUAACGGUUGACUGACUUGAAUUUGUAGUUCCCUUGCCACAUUGAUGCUCACAUUAUUGGAUAAUUGCAACUUGCAGUUGCAGGGAUGGACUCUUUUAGUCUUAAAUGAUAUAAUGUGAGUUGAUGUGUGGUAUGAGAUAGUACCAGAGUUCUUCCAUGGAAAGGGUAAGUGAAUGACUGAAUGGGCUGUUAGAUUGUGGAUAUAAAUUUUUGCAAGAUUUUUAAA
Messenger RNA from Zingiber officinale, 2288 nucleotides. RefSeq names its product protein ANTAGONIST OF LIKE HETEROCHROMATIN PROTEIN 1-like. The transcript has 2 exons. NCBI's taxonomy places the organism in Eukaryota, Viridiplantae, Streptophyta, Magnoliopsida, Zingiberales, Zingiberaceae. The record is from RefSeq and is a predicted model, not a curated record. Bases 189 to 1595 code for a protein of 468 amino acids.